This is a messenger RNA of Menidia menidia (Atlantic silverside), 1204 nucleotides long. The record is from the annotation of a GenBank genome assembly. NCBI's taxonomy places the organism in Eukaryota, Metazoa, Chordata, Actinopteri, Atheriniformes, Atherinopsidae.
GCCAAAGAGGAAGUGGAAUAUCUUUGUUCCUGGGGUAGCGUGUUUUACCCUCCUGAAACCUUCUUGAAGAGUUUCCCGACAAGCAGACAAACUUUGCGUGGCUCGUAUUUGACAGCGACAUGGUUAAGUUAUCUGCGGAGCUAAUCGAGCAGGCUGCUCAGUAUACCAACCCAGUCAGAGACCGGGAGCUGGAUUUACGAGGUUAUAAAAUCCCAGUGCUGGAAAAUCUCGGAGCCACUCUGGACCAGUUUGACACCAUCGACUUCUCAGAUAAUGAAGUGAGAAAACUAGACGGCUUCCCUUUGCUGAAGAGACUGAAGACGCUGCUGAUGAACAACAACAGGAUCUGUCGCAUAGGUGAGAACCUGGAAAUGGCUCUGCCGAGUCUGAGAGAACUCGUCUUGACCAACAACAGCAUUCAGGAGCUAGGCGACUUGGAUCCACUGGCCUCGGUGAAAACGUUAACCCUCCUCAGCUUGCUAAGGAAUCCAGUGACCAACAAGAAGCAUUACAGGCUCUAUGUCAUCAACAAAAUCCCACAGAUCCGUGUUCUCGACUUUCAAAAAGUAAAGCUCAAGGAACGCCAGGAGGCAGAGAAGAUGUUCAAAGGCAAACGAGGCGCCCAACUCGCAAAGGAUAUCGCCAGGAGAACAAAAACGUUCACUCCUGGAGAGGCAGCACAGCCCGAGAAGAGGAGGACAGGACCAUCUCAAGCAGACGUCGAGGCCAUUAAGAACGCCAUCAGUAAUGCGUCGUCACUGGCCGAGGUGGAGAGGUUGAAAGGCAUGCUGCAGGCCGGCCAGAUACCCGGCCGAGAUCUCAGACAAGACCAAACAGACAUGGAGGAGGAAGAGGAGGAAGAGGGCACCACUGCAGAGGAGGAGGGACAUAUGGAGGAAGGUUAUGAAGAAGAGACAAAUGACCAGGAUCAGGGGCAGGAGGAUGAAGACAUGGAUGAAGAGCCACAUGAAAAUGGCUCCUGAAAGCUUUUUUUCUGUAGAUUUUCUGUUGCACAUAUUUACCAGUCUGUUUUGUUUCAUCUUUUUUUUUUAAUUUUGUAAUAUUACAUACAUUAAACUGGUUUCCUGUAAGCUUGUGAGUGGGGACUAGUCAUUGUGUGCGGUUUUACAUCAAUUUCUGAACAGAAGUGUAAUAGUCUCAUAACAGGAAAAAAUGCUGAUUUACAGAUUAUUAAAGAUUGGAA